AUGGAAAAGAGGAAUAAUGUCACUGUGUUUAUUCUCCUGGGACUUUCCCAAAGCAAACACAUAGAAAUAUUUUGUUUUGUAUUAUUUUUAUUUUGCUACACUGUUAUUUGGAUGGGAAACUUGCUCAUAAUGAUUUCUAUCUCAUGCAGUCAGCUAAUUGACCAGCCCAUGUAUUUCUUCCUUAAAUACCUCUCACUCUGCGACCUUUGCUACACAUCCACAGUGACACCCAAACUAAUGACUGAUUUACUAGCGGAAAGGAAGACCAUUUCAUACAGUAACUGCAUGAUACAGCUGUUUAUCUUUCACUUCCUUGGAGGCAUCGAGAUCUUUAUCCUCACAGGGAUGGCCUAUGACCGCUACGUGGCCAUCUGCAAGCCCCUGCACUACACCGUCAUCAUGAGCAAGUGGAGGUGCAAGGUGAUCAUCAUAGUUUGUUGCACUGGGGGAUUGUUACAUUCUGCCACUCAGUUUCUUCUCACCAUCUUCUUACCCUUCUGUGGUCCUAAUGAGAUAGAUCACUACUUCUGUGAUGUGCUUCCUUUGCUGAAACUGGCCUGCACUGAUACAUACAGAAUUGGUCUCUUGGUAAUUGUGAAUUCAGGUCUGAUUGCUUUAGUGUCUUUUGUGAUUUUAAUGGUAUCUUAUUUUCUGAUAUUAUACACCAUCAGGGCUUACCCUGCUAAAAGCCGUAGCAAAGCUCUUUCUACUUGUAGUUCUCACAUAACUGUUGUGGUUCUGUUCUUUGUACCUGUUUUCUUCAUUUACAUAAAACCAGCCAUAACUAUUCCAGAAGAUAAAAUAUUUGCUCUUCUCUACACAAUCAUUGUUCCCAUGUUCAAUCCUCUGAUUUACACUCUAAGAAACUUGGAAAUGAAGAAUGCCUUGAGAAAAUUGUGGUGCAAUUGA
Molecule: messenger RNA, 909 nt
Organism: Choloepus didactylus (southern two-toed sloth)
Lineage: Eukaryota; Metazoa; Chordata; Mammalia; Pilosa; Megalonychidae
Product: olfactory receptor 4P4-like
Exons: 1
Coding region: 1-909 (302 amino acids)
Biological process (GO): G protein-coupled receptor signaling pathway
Cellular component (GO): membrane
Molecular function (GO): olfactory receptor activity; G protein-coupled receptor activity
Source: RefSeq, a predicted model, not a curated record